Trematosphaeria pertusa is the source of this 1095-nucleotide messenger RNA. RefSeq lists its product as uncharacterized. Bases 1 to 1095 code for a protein of 364 amino acids. The transcript has a single exon. The record is from RefSeq and is a predicted model, not a curated record. NCBI's taxonomy places the organism in Eukaryota, Fungi, Ascomycota, Dothideomycetes, Pleosporales, Trematosphaeriaceae.
AUGUGCUAUCCCAACUACACUGCCGCCGCCGCUGCCAUGCGAAAGCAGGAAGCUUCUGUAGCUACCACUGGGCCGGAUCCCAGCACGGGUAAGUCCCACGUAGAAGUUCUUCCAGGCGUGAAACUAACAGCGGACCAGAUUAGGCAGAUUGUGGAGGAUGCGUACACCAUCAACCACGUUCCCGAGCCCACGAUGACGCUGGACGACAUUGUGGAUAUCCAACUUGACGCCGUGGACUGCCCGUCUGUCGCAUCCCUAGAGACAGGUAUCGAACUUGACGCCGUCGACUGCCCAUCUAUCCCACUCCUGGAGGCAGACACGUCAUCUAACUCGGAAACUGUGGAUGACUUUCCCAACUACGAGUCCAUCUCCUCUCUAGACUCACACAGCUCCCCCGUCCCAUGGCGUAAACAAGUCCUCUCCGAAGGCGAAGACGCCUGGAUCGAGCGCACCAGCUCGGAGGAAAUAAUCUCCUAUCCCUCCCAAGACGCCAGCGGCCAAACUACCGAAUGGAACAUCGCCCGCACGAAAGACCUCGACAGCCUCGACCUCACGCCCUGCUUCGUCCUAGACUGCGUCUUCGACGCGCGCCAUCUCGCGCAAGACCUUCUGCGCUGCGGGCGCGAGGAGGCAGAGCCCGACUACGCGAGCUACGUGUUUAAGCAGCUCCUGCGCGCGCUGCUCGGUGUCGAGGCUGCCAAGCGGUGGAGCGCGCGGGGAAUGAAGUUCCAUCAGGAGAUGGAGCUGCUUGGCCGCGCGGCUGCGGAUCGGGAAAAGGGGCUGCGGCUGUUCGAGCCACUGCGUGUGUUUCUAGAAGGCUGGCGUGAGUGGUUUGGCCAGGCUGUUGCGCGGACGAUAGCUGGGCGGGGGGUUGACCUGUCUGGGCAGAGCGCAUUGUGGCCGCGGCCGGAGGAGCUGCAGCGAGCUUGUGAGCAGUAUGCGCAGGCGCGGUAUGAGGAGCUGUGGAUGCUGCUGCGGUGCAAGGGCGUUGAGAAAAGUGAGUAUGAGCGGAGGGUGAGGAGGGCAAGGAGGGCUGUAAGUGAGAGAUGCGAGGAGGCUGGACAGGCUUUCGAUGUCAACGAUAUCCUCUUUUAG